Osmerus eperlanus (European smelt) is the source of this 4123-nucleotide messenger RNA. RefSeq names its product flotillin 1a (gene flot1a). The record is from RefSeq and is a predicted model, not a curated record. Gene Ontology annotation, cellular component: cytoplasmic vesicle; flotillin complex; plasma membrane. NCBI's taxonomy places the organism in Eukaryota, Metazoa, Chordata, Actinopteri, Osmeriformes, Osmeridae. Gene Ontology annotation, biological process: regulation of receptor internalization; protein kinase C signaling; positive regulation of cell-cell adhesion mediated by cadherin. The coding region runs from base 183 to 1457 and encodes 424 amino acids. The transcript is spliced from 13 exons.
GGUACUGGGGUGGGUAGCAGUUUCCACAAUGCUGUUAGCCUAGUACCAUCAUAUAGGUAGCUAACGGGACGACAAAACAAGACCGUAUUUCAAAGAUUACUCAUCCAAUUGAUGAGCAUUUCAACAUUUGAUUGUUUGCAGAAAAAAAGCGAGUCACUAACCGUUUACUAUUAAAAGGCACCAUGUUCUACACCUGUGGCCCCAACGAAGCAAUGGUGGUGUCAGGAAUUUGCCGCUCACCCCCUCUGAUGAUUGCUGGAGGUCGAGUGUUUGUCAUUCCUUGCAUCCAACAGAUCCAGAGGAUCUCUCUGAACACCCUGACUCUAAACGUGAAGAGUGAUAAAGUGUACACACGCCACGGAGUUCCCAUCUCAGUCACUGGGAUCGCUCAGAUGAAGAUACAGGGGCAGAACAAGCAGAUGCUGGCCGCUGCCUGUCAGAUGUUCAUGGGGAAGUCAGAAGGUGAGAUCUCCCACAUCGCCCUGGAAACACUGGAGGGACACCAGAGGGCUAUCAUAGCACACCUGACUGUGGAGGAGAUCUACAAAGACCGCAAGAAGUUCUCUGAGCAGGUGUUUAAGGUGGCCUCCUCAGAUCUGGUCAACAUGGGCAUCAGCGUGGUCAGCUAUACGCUCAAAGAUGUCCACGACGACCAGGACUACCUCCACUCCCUGGGCAAGGCUCGCACUGCUCAGGUCCAGAAGGACGCUCGGAUCGGAGAGGCCCAGUUCAAACGAGACGCUGUCAUCAGGGAGGCCCACGCCAUGCAGGAGAAGAUUUCUGCCCAGUAUGUCAACGAGAUCCAGAUGGCCAAGGCGCAGCGAGACUACGAGCUGAAGAAGGCUGCCUACGACAUCGAAGUCAACACCAAGAAGGCAGAGUCGGAGAUGGCCUACCAGCUCCAGGUGGCUAAGACCAAGCAGCGCAUCGAGGAGGAGACGAUGCAGGUGAAGGUGGUGGAGCGCAGCCAGCAGAUCCUGCUGCAGGAGCAGGAGAUCUCCCGCAAGGAGAUGGAGCUGGAGGCCCAGGUCAAGAAGCCUGCAGAGGCUGAGAAAUACCGCCUGGAGAGGCUGGCCGAGGCCACACGUCUGCAGCUCAUCAUGGAAGCGGAGGCAGAGGCUGAGUCCAUCAAGAUAAAGGGCGAGGCCGAGGCGUUUGCAGUGGAGGCUAAGGGCCGUGCAGAGGCAGAGCAGAUGGCAAAGAAGGCCGAGGCCUUCCAGCAGUACAAGGAGGGGGCCAUGGUGGACAUGCUGCUAGAGAAGAUCCCUAUGAUGGCCGAGGAGAUCAGCAAGCCCCUGUUGGCUGCACAGAAGAUCACCAUGAUUUCAAGUGGGGAAGGGGAGGUGGGUGUGGCCAAGCUUACAGGGGAGGUGCUCGAAAUCAUGACCCGCCUCCCAGAGACGGUGGAGAAACUGACUGGUGUCAGCAUCUCCCAGGUGACCACUCGCAUGGGCUAAAGAGGAGAAAAGGAGUAGGGAAGAGGGUCUCAGGCAGCCCCGCCCAUUUCUGCCCGGACCCUGUGUAUGCAUACCUGUCUAUAUACUAUAUUUCUUGUUCUGACAUUAACACAUCAUCAACACAUCUAUAUCAUCUUUACAUGGCCCUGUUGGAACCUUUGUUCUCAUGUGUCUUUAGCCCUCCCUUGUCUUUUUAUAUCUUUCUUCUCUUCCCUCUGUCUCCCCUCUGUCUCUCCCUUCUUCCUACCUCCUCCUUUCCUUGUUUCUGGCCCUCUCCCUAUCAGUCCAUCCUCUCCUCCUCCAGUACUGCCUGUGUCCACUGCCUUGCUGCCAAACCCAAAGUGCUUCUUAACAUGCGAGUUUCAUGCAAACGAGCAGUUCAGACCUAUUAUCCAGUAUGCUAGUUUAGAAUGCUAGCAUAGUUUGCAAGUUCAUCCCUCAGUCUUUCUGUCAUAGCGAGGUUGCUCCAGAGGGGCAAAGGUCUGACCGGACCAAAUCCAUAACCUAAGAUCCAUCUAGUUUUCACAUGUUUUAGACAGAUUUAUAGCUUUUAAGUUAAAAUAUUUUUAUCUCAUCACAGUAUGGGAUUUUGAACAGUUUCAUCCUGUAGCUAUUAAGAGUUGUCAGUGAUGACAUGUAAUCAAAAAGGAAUGUAUGUGAAAUCAACCGAUCAAAGUGUGAAAUAAUUUUUGACAGUUGCAAAGUCUCUUGGGAGAAUGAGUGCUUUUUGACCAAUGCCCCUAAGCAAGUGGUUCAGUUAUUGAAUAUGCUUUUAAAAUUUCUGUAUACAACAUGUGCUUUCUCAUGAAUACACAGGAUUUUAUUUGGUUUUAAUGUACACAUUUUCUGCUGUUUUCACAGAAUUGUUCUAUUUAUCCUUAUUCUAUGUAAAAACAAAGUCGUUUUAUUUAAUCCUUAGUUGUAAGGAACUGAUUUUCUCACAGAGAUCAUGUACUGUAACCAUUCUCACAGAUGUGAUUUGUAUUACCUUUACAUUAGGGGACAAUGCGACCAGUUGACUUCUCUGUAUGAGCUGUUAAAAGGGAGAUGCUGUAUGUUCUUGUAAUCAUGACAUCCUUGCACUUCUAACAACGUAGACACAGCAUACUACACCACUGUUUGGUGCAAUCAGGACAAUUGCACUACUGAUAUAAUGAGAGCAUACAAGGGAGUGUUAAGCAGCGUUAUAUGGCCUUGUCUUUCAUGGAUCUGUGGAGGUCCAUGGAUGACGAGGUCAUCUGAAGAGGUACAGGGUGUUGAAAAAGAGCCUUCAGGAUGCUUCUUUUUUGGCUCCCAAGUUAAUUGUAUAAACCAGGCUGCCAAUUCAUGCAAGUUUACAGUAUAUCGUCAAUGCAGGAUUUCACGUAGAGAGAAUCUUUGCAAAUCUGGUGCAUAUGCACUCAUGCAGUUUUCCAUUUCACUUCGAGAAAGGAUUAGCUCAUUGUAAGAUAUGUUCCUUGUUUAUCACACCUUUCCACUCCUCUGCCAUUUGGAAAGUUGAGAAAAGAGAGCCUCAAUAGUCUACCAGCUAUGAGUGGCUCAUGGCUGUUCAGUACCGAGUCAGGUUAACCAUGGUUUAGGAAAUGACUUGAAGCCAGUGUAUCUAUAAAGUGUCCAAACUUGCCUUAUCCCUCCAUACACACCAUCCCCCCUCUACCUCACCACCAUCCACUGACUCAACACAUCUUAUGUUCUGCACUCCUGUCCUCUGCUGCAGCCAGGACUCUGUUGUUCUGUAUUUUGAAUGAGAUAUUCUGAUGUUAACACAACAUUUGGCAUGUUUUCUGCUGUUUGAUGUACAAGUGCAAUGUUUUAUGUUAUUGUUAUGCUCAUGUUGUUCUAGAUUAGUAACCUAGUACGGCCAAAGGCUCAAACUUUGCCAGGGGGGCUAUUGUGCUUUAGCCCAGCAGCUGUGGGCUUUAUGAAGUGCAGUUAAUGUACUGUUGAAAUGUCGUCCUCGAAAUUUCAGGAAUUAUUUUAAAUAUUAACUCUAUGAAUACUAACAUGAUCUGUUUAACACUAAAUAUUUAACUUGAAGAUGAAAAUAUUUGAUCCACAAUGUAGCAGCUCUCAGUGUUUUGUCUUUCUAUGAGAUCUUCCUAAAGACUUGUUUCCCCCAGUACUUUAUCUUAAACGUUUUCUGGGGCAGCAGUUAUCACAGGAAGGGAGACAGACUAGUGUACUGUUAAAGGCCUCUUUGGGUUUGUGACCCAUCUCUUGACUAACUCUUCCUAACAGUUUGUGUAUGCAUGUUUAACUGUAUCUGACCAGGGUACAGUCUGCCACUGGGUUUGUUUCUGUGCUAUGCCCCCACCAUUCUUAGUUCAUACUCGUUGUCACGUUUGAUACUGAUCUUAUUGUUGAUCGAUCAACCAAGUUUGAAUGCUAUAAAUGCAUAAUAGGUUCCAUGAGGAAUAGGACAAAUACUUUAAGGCAGGUGUUUUGUACCCUUGUUAGAUUCUUCUUCUGUGAUAUAUUUUUCUCAGAUGGCUGUCCAGAUAAUAAACUGUGCUGUUUGUUUCUUUUCACAAGAAGUACAGGCCAGAUAUGAAGAUGGUUCAGUGCUUCUUUCUGUUUGUGUUUUAGCCCUCCAGUCAGCCUCGGAAAGAUUUGUAGGAAAUGUGUAUUGUUGAAGUAUAUUAAAUAAAAACACAAGUCAAAAAACA